AUGAAGAAGCCACCAGCUGGUGUAUAUGAAUUAGAUGCCAUGAGUAUGUUCAAUGCCAAAUUUGAUGCUUUGACGAGAAAAAUGGAUAAGUUAAGCAUGAAGGUUGACUCACCAAUUGGAGGAUCUAGUCAUACAGAAGAUGUUGGUGCGGGAAAUAUACAUUGUAUCAAUGAUUUUCCUUCCUAUAGCAAAGCACAAGGGAAACUUCUAAGUCAACCAGAGAAUCCUAGAGAAUAUUGCAAUGCAGUGAUCCUAAGGAGUGGGAAAAUUGUGGGAGAAGAAGAGAUAGAUGAGGUAGAAGAGGAAAAGAAGAAAGAAGAUAAAGACAAGAAUGAAUUCACUUCGAAUCAUGAUGAAGUUAAUGAGGAAGCAAACAAGAAGAAGGAAGUUGAAAAAGAAGAAGAGGAAAAGUAUGUGCCUCCACCACCAUACAAGCCACCAUUGCUAUAUACUCAGAGGUUUCAGAAAGCAAAGCUGGAUAAGCAAUUUGGGAAAUUUUUGGAAGUUUUAAAGAAAUUAUACAUCAACAUUCCAUUUAUAGAUGUAAUUUCUCAAAUGCCCUCAUAUGUUAAGUUUCUGAAAGAAAUUUUGUCAAACAAGAGGAGAUUAGACGAUUAUGAAACUUUGGCAUUAACAAAGGAGUGUAGUGCUCUCUUACAAAAUAAACUUCCACCAAAAUUGAAGGAGCCAGGAAGUUUCUCUAUUCCAUGUCACAUUGGAGAGACAAGUAUUGAAAAGGCAUUGUGUGAUCUUGGAGCUAGUGUAAGUUUGAUGCCACUCUCCAUUUGUGAAAAGUUGAAGGUAGGAGAUUUGAAGCCCACCACCAUUUCUUUGCAACUAGCUAAUAGAUCUAUUAAAUAUCCAGUGGAAAUUUUGGAGAAUGUGCCAUUGAAGGGUGGAAAAUUUUUUAUUCCUGUGGAUUUUGCAGUUCUAGAGAUGGAGGAGGAUGUAAGAACACCCAUCAUACUUGGAAGACCAUUUUUGGCUACUGCAGGAGCUAAUAUAGAUGUAAAGAAUGGGAAAUUAAAGUUGAAAGUGGGAGAAGAGGAAAUAGAAUUCAAUUUAUUCCAAGAUUCCAAGGAAUCGGCUGUGAGUACGCAAUCAACUACCUAUGCUACAAAUGCACCAAGAUCUGUAUUCAACUGGAAAGGAAUAGCUGGUGCUUCAGGUGGAAUAAGAGGUGCAUCUGUAGGUGCAAUAGGUGGUGCACCUACAAGUGGAAUAGGCGGUGACACUGUAGUUACAGAUGGAACAGGCGAUGGUGGUGCAGCUAGAUAUGCCCCUGAUACUACGUCGUGA
This is a messenger RNA of Hevea brasiliensis (rubber tree), 1299 nucleotides long. RefSeq lists its product as uncharacterized. The coding region runs from base 1 to 1299 and encodes 432 amino acids. Lineage: Eukaryota; Viridiplantae; Streptophyta; Magnoliopsida; Malpighiales; Euphorbiaceae. The record is from RefSeq and is a predicted model, not a curated record. The transcript is spliced from 3 exons.